This is a messenger RNA of Rangifer tarandus platyrhynchus (Svalbard reindeer), 1662 nucleotides long. Lineage: Eukaryota; Metazoa; Chordata; Mammalia; Artiodactyla; Cervidae. The record is from the annotation of a GenBank genome assembly.
AUGGCUUUUAUUCUCUUUUUCAGCUCUGCCUUCUCAGGCCCAGUCCAUUCCCAGAAAGAAGAGGAAAUGAAUGAAUUCCAGGACACGGUGACAUUCAAAGAUGUGGCUAUUGAUUUCACUCAGGAAGAGUGGCAGCAAUUGGAUCCAGCUCAAAGGAACCUGUACCGGAAUGUGAUGCUAGAAAACUAUAACAACUUAAUCACAGUGGGAUGUCCAUUCACCAAACCUGAUGUGAUUUUCAAGUUGGAGCAAGAAGAAGAACCAUGGGUCAUGGAGGAAGAAGUGUUAAAGAAAUGCUGUCCAGGAGAAAUAUGGGGGAUGGAUGAGCAGCUGAAAAUUCAGGACAGGCUUUUGACACAACUUGAAGAUAAAUUCACAGAAACACUGACUGAAGAAAAAGUCAAUGAAUGUCAUAAGAAAUUUGCAAAUGCAUUUCCUCUGAACUCAGACUUUUUUCCUUCCAGUCACAGUGUCUAUGAAUAUGACUUAUUUGGAAAGUGUUUAGAACAUAGUAAUUUCAACUAUUAUGAGAGAAUCUUUAUAGGAAGAGAAGACUCCUUCAGUCACAAGGAAAAACUGAUUAAACAUCAUAAAAUUCACAGUAGGGAGCAGUCUUAUGAAUGUAAUGAAUGUGGGAAAGCUUUCAUUAAAAUGUCAAAUCUCAUUAGACAUCAACGAAUCCAUACUGGAGAGAAACCCUAUGCAUGUAAGGAGUGUGGGAAAUCCUUCAGCCAGAAAUCAAAUCUAAUUGAUCAUGAAAAAAUUCAUACUGGAGAGAAACCUUACGAAUGUCAUGAGUGUGGAAAAGCAUUCAGCCAGAAGCAAAGCCUCAUUGCACAUCAGAAAGUUCAUACUGGGGAGAAACCUUAUGCAUGCAAUGAAUGUGAGAAACCCUAUGAAUGUAAUGAAUGUGGAAAAUCUUUCUCUCAAAGCUCAGCCCUUACUGUACAUAUGAGAAGUCAUACUGGUGAGAAACCUUACGAAUGUAAGGAAUGUAGAAAAGCCUUCAGCCACAAGAAGAACUUCAUUACACACCAAAAGAUUCACACUAGAGAGAAACCUUAUGAAUGUAAUGAAUGUGGGAAAGCUUUCAUUCAGAUGUCAAAUCUUGUUAGACACCAGAGAAUUCACACUGGAGAAAAACCCUAUAUAUGUAAGGAAUGUGGCAAAGCCUUUAGCCAGAAAUCAAAUCUCAUUGCUCAUGAAAAAAUUCAUUCUGGAGAGAAACCCUAUGAAUGUAAUGAAUGUGGGAAAGCCUUCAGCCAAAAGCAAAACUUUAUUACACAUCAAAAAGUUCACACUGGAGAGAAACCUUAUGACUGUGAGAAACCCUAUGUAUGUAAUGAAUGUGGAAAAGCUUUCUCUCAAAGAACUUCCCUUAUUGUACACAUGAGAGGUCAUACAGGUGAGAAACCUUAUGAAUGUAACAAAUGUGGAAAAGCCUUCUCCCAAAGUUCCUCCCUUACAAUACAUAUACGAGGUCAUACAGGUGAGAAACCCUUUGACUGUAGUAAAUGUGGAAAAGCCUUUUCCCAAAUCUCAUCUCUUACACUUCACAUGAGAAAACAUACAGGUGAGAAGCCUUAUCAUUGUAAUGAGUGUGGUAAGGCCUUCAGCCAAAAGUCACACCUUGUUAGACACCAGAGAAUUCAUACUUAUUAG